AGAAAGUCAAAAUCGUUGACAAAGGAAGAAGAAGCAAUUUCAAUGGAGAAACCGGAGAAGAAAGGGGUGAUAGACACGUGGCUUGAUAAGCAUCGUUCGAUCUACACGGCGGCUACACGCCAUGCCUUCGUCGCCUCCAUCCGCGACGGAUCGGUUGCUCUCUCGUCCUUCAGAACUUGGCUGGGGCAAGACUAUCUGUUCGUGAGGGGAUUCGUGCCGUUCGUGGCGAAUGUUCUGAUCAGAGCCGGCAAAGAAGCCGGCGAGACUUCCGACAUGGAAGUCGUGCUUGGGGGUUUGGCGUCGUUGAAUGACGAAAUCGAGUGGUUUAAAAGCGAAGGAUCGAAAUGGGAUGUUGAUUUCUCGACCGUUGUGCCUCAAAAAGCUAAUCAGGAAUAUGGCAGGAUUCUGGAAGCUCUGAUGAGCAGUGAAGUGAAGUAUCCAGUGUUGAUGACAGCUUUCUGGGCAAUCGAAGCAGUGUACCAAGAGAGCUUCGCUCACUGUUUAGAAAACGGGAACAAAACUCCGGCGGAGUUGACCGGAGCUUGCCAUAGAUGGGGAAACGACGGGUUUAAACAGUACUGUUCGUCUGUCAAGAACGUCGCCGAACGUUGUCUGGCGAAUGCUUCCGGGGAAGCUCUUGCCGAAGCUGAGGAUGUACUUGUUCUUGUUCUUGAACAGGAGGUCGCCUUCUGGGAGAUGAGUCGUGGAGGACAGUAG
Molecule: messenger RNA, 717 nt
Organism: Thlaspi arvense
Lineage: Eukaryota; Viridiplantae; Streptophyta; Magnoliopsida; Brassicales; Brassicaceae
Source: the annotation of a GenBank genome assembly